AUGCCAAGUGAAAAAGGUGAAGUUGUUGAGUUCGAAGUUGAAUCUGGUGGUGACGUAAGAACCAAGGCUAUUGACGUCACUGGCCGUGACGGUGCUGCUGUUUCCAGUGGGUCCUGUAGCGGCCGUGGUGAUGCCGGUUAUGGCGGCGGUAGAUAUGGUAGUGGAUUUGACAUUGGCUACGACGGUGGACACGGUGGUGGUAACUGUGGAGGCGGCGGUUAUGGUGGCGGUGGCAAUGGAGGAGAUGGUGAUGGAUACAACGGUGGUGGUGGAGGAAGCAGUGGUUGUAUUAAGUGUGGUGAGAGAGUUGAGGCAGAAGAGAGAGGGUGUUGA
This is a messenger RNA of Lycium ferocissimum, 333 nucleotides long. RefSeq names its product glycine-rich protein 2-like. The transcript has 2 exons. The record is from RefSeq and is a predicted model, not a curated record. Bases 1 to 333 code for a protein of 110 amino acids. Lineage: Eukaryota; Viridiplantae; Streptophyta; Magnoliopsida; Solanales; Solanaceae.